Messenger RNA from Eupeodes corollae, 616 nucleotides. RefSeq names its product rutC family protein UK114 (gene UK114). The record is from RefSeq and is a predicted model, not a curated record. NCBI's taxonomy places the organism in Eukaryota, Metazoa, Arthropoda, Insecta, Diptera, Syrphidae. Gene Ontology annotation, cellular component: cytosol. Gene Ontology annotation, molecular function: deaminase activity. The transcript has 3 exons. The coding region runs from base 88 to 504 and encodes 138 amino acids.
CACUUAACAGCUCGUUUUCCGUUAUUAGUUUCUGUUCUCAGUUCAAAGCAUUCAGACACUGUCGCCGUUAGUAAUAAUCUUUCAUUUAUGAAUAAAAUGUCAACUUUAAUCAGGAAAUUGGUGAGCACUGCAAAUGCUGCUAAGCCGGUAGCUCCAUACAACCAAGCUGUUGUUGCGGACCGUACAGUCUAUGUGUCUGGAUGUUUGGGUUUGGAUAAGAACACAAUGAAGCUAGUCGAUGGAGUUGCAGCCCAAACAAGUAUGGCUCUAAAGAAUAUGGAAGCUACUCUCAAAGCAGCUGAUUCUGGAAUGGAUAGAAUUGUUAAAAAUACUAUUUUCCUAAAGGAUCUUGAAGAUUUUGGAACAGUCAAUGAAGUUUACAAAACAAUUUUUACGAAAGAGUUUCCAGCUCGUUCUUGUUUCCAAGUCGCUCGUUUGCCAAUGGAUGCUUUGGUGGAAAUUGAAUGCAUUGCAAUGACUGGCGAUGUUAAGACAGUUUCGUGACUAGAUGAAGAGGAGGUGGUUAUUUCAAGACUAUAAAAUAUUCUUUGAAGUAUAAUAUUGAAAAGUUUGUAUUUGAAAUGAUACUGAAUAAAAAGUUAUUUUUUUUGUAAAA